GGAAAACGAAGGAGGAGGAGGAAUUGGCGAAGGCGAAGAAGACGCGUGAAGCCGGAAGCUGGUGACGUCGUUGAAUAACAAAGAUGGCAGGAGUAGGAAGCAGCAACUAUUGGGAAGACCUGAGAAAGCAGGCCAGACAGCUGGAGAACGAGCUGGACCUGAAGCUGGUCUCCUUCAGUAAACUUUGCACCAGCUACAGCAGCUCCAGGGAUGGACGCCGAGGAGACACGUCAGACACCACCCCCCUGCUCAACAACUCUACCCAGGACAGGAUGUUUGACACCAUGUCAGUGGAGAUUGAGCAGCUGCUGGCGAAACUGACCGCGGUGAAUGACAAGAUGGCAGAGUACACCAGCACCCCGGGCACAGCCUCUCUCAAUGCUGCACUCAUGCAUACGCUCCAGAGACACAGAGAUAUCUUGCAGGAUUAUACACAUGAAUUCCACAAAACCAAAGGCAACUUCUUGGCUAUCCGGGAAAGGGAAGACCUGCUAGGGUCUGUCAGGAAAGACAUUGAGACAUACAAGAGUGCUUCUGGGGUCAACAACAGAAGAACAGAGCUGUUCCUGAAGGAGCAUGAACACCUGAGGAAUUCUGACCGACUGAUGGAUGACACAAUAAGUAUUGCCAUGGCAACAAAGGAGAACAUGACCUUCCAAAGGGGCAUGCUGAAGUCCAUACAGAGCAGGGUCAACACGCUGGCCAACCGUUUUCCAGCCAUCAACAACCUGAUCCAGCGAAUCAACCUGCGGAAGAGACGGGACUCACUCAUCCUUGGCGGAGUCAUUGGCAUCUGUACCAUUCUCCUGCUGCUCUAUGCUUUUCACUGAUAAACAGGCCUAAAGACCAAAAGCUUUACACAGGAGACGGAUUGUUCUGCUCCUUGUAGCAUGGGAACCCCCAGGAGACAAAGCUCAGUGAUUGGAGGACCCUGGAGGCUUCUAAGCAGAAGGACAUUUGGUUGGUCCAGUCCUAGGACAGGACCAAUGUCAGCCAACAUGAACUACUGGAUUUGUAUUUAGCAGUGGGACAGAUGGAAAGCUGGUGGUUGGUUGCUGUUCUGCCAAUGAGGGAUUGGAGACCAAAAUUACUAAUAGGACUAGAUUUCAAAGAAUUAUAUUGAUAAUUCCCUUGGAGAAAGACUGUGGAGGACAGUCUGACCGGGCUGUGGCUCUGACGCAAGAUAAUGUUUUCUGAGGUGAAGAGAUUUUUAAACGGUCCUUUUUAAGUGAUGAAGUGGGUUGGAUAGGUCAUUAUGGGCUGUAAAAUGUGCAUAAAUAAAUUAUUCAUAUUCAGUAUGUACAAAAAGUAUGACACAACUAGAUGCUCAACAUUUUAUUUUUCAAAAUAUAUGAUUGAACUGAAAUGUGUACUGGGCCUUCUAAUUUCGGAUGGACAAUGAAGAAUGACUUAAUGAAGAUGUGGUAACCGCAAGAGUUGUUGUACCGUAUCAAAGAGUAAUGCACAAUUGCAGGGCAAAUUUUUCUUUUAAUUUUUUGCGUGUAUUUGAUAAUCGAUAGUAGUGACAGACAGGAAAACAUCGAAACAUGAGGAAUGAUGUGCGAUAAAGACUUUGCCAGCUGUGCCCCUCAGAGCUCUUGGAUUACUUAAUAGCAAAGCCGCUCAGCUAGUUUGCAUCCUUCCCCCCAUUUUUAAUAACUCAUUUUCCCUGUCACAUUUAACAACAAACAUGCAAGUUACACAACAUGAAGUACAAUUUUAAUCAAUCUUCUUGAAACCUACAAGAGCUGUAAGGUAGAGCACUUCCCAGCAACAGAUACAGAUGCCUUGUAAGGAUGGAACUACAGUUUGCUUACGGCAGUCAUUUUUCUCUAGAUGACAAGUCCUGCGUGGAUUAUUUUAGACAUAACACUACUCUGAUGCACAUGAGCAGUUUGUAGCACUGACCACAACCAUUGGGCACAUUUUCAGUCAUGCCCCUCCAGACCUCUGUAUCACACUUUGUUACAAACUAUCUAAAGCAGGUGCAUCUGAAGGCGGAGACUCAAAUGUUCAUCCAAGAUGGGAGCAAUUCCAAAAAAGGUUAGAGAGUCACAUCAUUAAAGUUUCUUGAUGGGGCUGUACAACUGAGAAGGCAGGGCAGCACUGUGAGAAACAUCAAUGAGUUUGAGUCUCACAGCUUGAGGCUGUCACACAAAUGGAAUCAAAAUCUUAAAAUAAAAAGCCUCACUUCAGUUGACUUAAGGGGAUAAAUUUGGUUCAUUGUCCUCAUUCCCUCUGAUUUGAUUACUCGCUCACAAAGACUGGAAGUAGAGGAAACUUGGCACACUGCGGUUUCCUGUAAACUGUCUUUCCAUGAUGACCAGGUAUUUUUUUAGGGAAUCAGGAGUUUCUUGAUUUAAAUUCUGCGCUCCAAUAAGGCCCUGUUGCCCUGUCAUUAUUGUCUGAUUUUUUUUUUCUCUUUAGGGAAUGUGCGACUGUUUGCUGCAUGCAUCUUCAUCUUCUUUUGCCAUGUCUGUCAUUUUACCCUUCCUGAAAACCUAAUAUGAUGUAAUCUUGUGUUCCAGUGGAACCCAAGUGCUUCUUUUAUUUUGUUUUAAGUUUUUAAAAUCAUAGAACAAGAUUUAUGAACACAUCCCACGCUGUUGAGGAAAGACAUUUUUUGUUAAAUGCAGCUGACUGAAGAUGAUGGACUGACAAAAAGGUUAGCUGCCCAAAUGAUCGUUCCAGACGUCUAGUCUUUAAAAUGUGUUUAUGUACAUUAAAGGAUAUCAGUUUGAACCCAU
Messenger RNA from Myripristis murdjan (pinecone soldierfish), 2747 nucleotides. RefSeq names its product golgi SNAP receptor complex member 1 (gene gosr1). Lineage: Eukaryota; Metazoa; Chordata; Actinopteri; Holocentriformes; Holocentridae. Gene Ontology annotation, cellular component: SNARE complex; Golgi membrane; Golgi medial cisterna. The record is from RefSeq and is a predicted model, not a curated record. Gene Ontology annotation, biological process: inter-Golgi cisterna vesicle-mediated transport; vesicle fusion; endoplasmic reticulum to Golgi vesicle-mediated transport. Bases 84 to 830 code for a protein of 248 amino acids. The transcript has 9 exons. Gene Ontology annotation, molecular function: SNAP receptor activity.